Messenger RNA from Jaculus jaculus (lesser Egyptian jerboa), 1099 nucleotides. RefSeq names its product abhydrolase domain containing 11 (gene Abhd11). Bases 17 to 946 code for a protein of 309 amino acids. NCBI's taxonomy places the organism in Eukaryota, Metazoa, Chordata, Mammalia, Rodentia, Dipodidae. The transcript has 6 exons. Gene Ontology annotation, cellular component: mitochondrion. The record is from RefSeq and is a predicted model, not a curated record.
CGCCGCAGCUACGAUUAUGCUCCGCUGCACCCGAUCCUGGAGGGUCUCCCACGGGGCGCUGCGUCCCGCGCCUCACAGAUGCUCGCGGGUGUCCGUCGCACUCCGCUGCAGGAGCAGCGGCGGUUCAGGAGACGCGGAGCCGAGGCAUCCUCCGCUGCCGCUGUCCUACAGGCUUCUGGAAGGAGAGGCGACACUCCCGGCCAUCGUUUUUCUGCAUGGACUGUUCGGCAGCAAAAACAACUUUACUUCCAUCGCCAAAGCCUUGGCACAGCAGACAGGCCGGAGGGUGCUGACAGUGGAUGCUAGAAAUCAUGGUGACAGUCCCCACAGCCCAGAUGCAAGCUACGAAGCCAUGAGCCAGGACCUGCAAAAUCUCCUGCCACAGCUGGGCCUGGUCCCCUGCGUCCUUGUUGGCCACAGCAUGGGAGGAAAGACAGCCAUGCUACUGGCCCUGCAGAAGCCAGAGGUGGUGGAUCGACUGAUUGCCGUAGACAUCAGCCCAGUGGUGACCACGUCUGUGUCCAACUUUGCCAGCUACAUGGCCGCAAUGAAAGCCGUAGACAUCCCAGAGAAGGUACCCCGCUCCCGUGCCCGGAAAUUGGCUGAUGAACAGCUCAGCUCUGUUAUCCAGGACCCCGCUGUGAGGCAGUUCCUGCUCACUAACUUAGUGGAGGUAGAUGGACGCUUCUCAUGGAGGGUGAACUUGGAUACCUUGGCUCAGCAUGUGGACAAGAUCAUGGCCUUCCCAAGACGGAUGGAAUCAUACUCUGGGCCAACCCUCUUCCUCCUUGGUGGAAACUCUGCGUUUGUGCAGCCCAGUCACCACUCUGAGAUUAAGAGGCUCUUUCCUCGGGCCCAGAUGCAGACGGUACCUAAUGCUGGCCACUGGGUCCAUGCUGACCGCCCCCAGGACUUCAUGGCUGCCAUCCGAGGCUUCUUGGCCUAAGGCGGCUCCUGCAAGAGGGAGCGAGCAAGCCCAGGCUUCCUUUCCCUGCAGCCUACCCCGCGCUUCGGCACCAGACGGACGACUCAGGAGGGCACUGAGGGUGCGGAGGUGGCCAGACCUUCAACUUUAAUGAAUAAAGACAGUGUUCACCAA